GAAUUUGAAAGAGCGGCAGCAAUUUCUUUGUUUAAUUUGGAUAUGAAAACAGCUGUGGAAACCUUAAGUAGGGGAGCAAUGAUACGGGAUGCUAGGGAAGAAUCAAAAAGUAACCUGCAUUUGGUGGCUAUGGCAUUGUCUGGUUACACUAAUGAUAAACGAGCAUUUUGGACUAAAAUGUGUAACGAUUACAGAUCGAUGCUCUUACAUCCGUACUUGAGGGCUGCGUUUGCAUUUAUUACGAGCUAUGAUGACGGAAAAUUCGAUGAUGUUAUUUGGACUGAACCUGACCUACAACUGCGCGAUAGAAUUGCCUUCGCAUGCAUGUUCUUAGACGAUGAAACGCUGCAAAAUUAUGUUGCCCCAUUAACUUACGAAGUUAUCAGUACCGGUAACCUGGAAGGGAUUAUUUUGACCGGUAGAUUUACAACUGACGGUUUAAAAUUGUUACAAAAAUUCGUUGAUAAGACGGGUGAUAUUCAAACCGCUAGCCUUGCUGUUAUCCAUGGAAUUCCUAGUGCAAUAUCCAAUAAUGAAAGAGUUUUAUCUUGGAUUGAAAGUUAUCGAGAAUUCCUCGAUAGAUUGGAGCUAUGGCAUUAUAGAUGCAAACUGGAUAUUUUACGUAAGCGUAAUAGACACACAACGCCACCGCCUCAAACCGCCUUUCUUAGUUGUAAUAACUGCUCUAAGCCAAUUAAUUUGACAGCCAGUGGUAAUUUUAAACAACUUGCGAUACUUAUUUUUGACAGGUGUCGCAAUUGUGGGAAAGCUCUCCCGAAGUGUGCAAUUUGCUUGCGGAAUAUGUGUCUUGAUAUCGAUCGUUUACCCAAUGAUACAAAAUCAGCAAAUAUACAUGUUGAUGGGGGCAAAGUGAUGUAUCCAAAGAAAAGAUUUAAUUCAUGGUUUUCAUGGUGCCAAAGUUGCCGACAUGGCGGGCACGCAACACACAUGGAGAGUUGGUUUGCGAAUCACAAUGAAUGUCCAGUUCAAGACUGCAAUUGCAGCUGCUCUGCGAGAGAUUCAUCUUUUUUUGCCAUAAAAAUGUGUGAUCAAGUUUAA
Molecule: messenger RNA, 1059 nt
Organism: Trichoplax adhaerens
Lineage: Eukaryota; Metazoa; Placozoa; Uniplacotomia; Trichoplacea; Trichoplacidae
Exons: 12
Biological process (GO): cellular response to amino acid starvation; positive regulation of TORC1 signaling
Cellular component (GO): cytoplasm
Source: RefSeq, a predicted model, not a curated record